Acanthochromis polyacanthus (spiny chromis) is the source of this 3427-nucleotide messenger RNA. RefSeq names its product acyl-CoA dehydrogenase very long chain (gene acadvl). The record is from RefSeq and is a predicted model, not a curated record. The coding region runs from base 163 to 2136 and encodes 657 amino acids. Gene Ontology annotation, molecular function: flavin adenine dinucleotide binding; fatty-acyl-CoA binding; very-long-chain fatty acyl-CoA dehydrogenase activity. Lineage: Eukaryota; Metazoa; Chordata; Actinopteri; Pomacentridae. The transcript has 21 exons.
AAGAAGAAGAAGAAGAAGAAGAAGAAGCGGUGCGGGACACAGAAAAACAGAAGAAGAAAUUGACCUGUUUUGAGGUUUGCGGUUCAUUUGCUGGAACGGCUGGCUGCUGCUCGGACGCUGAGGGCUUAUUUUAAUAUUAUUUGAACAGAACAAAAUAAAACCAUGCUGCUUCGUAAAGUGAGCCAGUCUUCCGCCCUGUGUGGUACCAUUCUCAGGAUUCCUCCGGUGCUAUCUGGAGGUCAGCGUCAGGCCGGGGUGGUUGCAUUGCAGAACAGCCGUCUGUACGCCAGUGAAGCUGCCCAGGCAGUGUUGGAGAAGCCUGCAGCAGUCGGCAGCGAUGCAGCAACUAAAGUGGAGAACAAGGCCGCUGCUGCUGAAUCCAAAUCAUUUGCUGUCGGCAUUUUCAAGGGGCAAAUUGCGACUGCUCAGGUGUUUCCCUUUCCCUCAGUCCUCAGCCAGGAGCAGGAACAGUUCCUUCGAGAGCUUGUGGGGCCAGUCGGCAAGUUUUUCGAGGAGGUCAAUGAUGCUGCCAAGAAUGAUGCCUUGGAGAAGGUGGAGGAUCACACCAUGGAGGGACUGAAGGAGAUGGGGGCCUUUGGUCUGCAGGUGCCGGCUGACCUGAAUGGACUCGGCCUCUCAAACACCCAGUACGCCCGGCUGGUUGAGAUCGUCGGCGGGCACGACUUGGGUGUUGGCAUCACUCUAGGAGCCCACCAGUCAAUUGGCUUCAAGGGAAUCCUGCUUUUUGGGAAUCCAGCCCAGAAGGAGAAGUACCUGCCUAAACUUGCCACAGGUGAGCAUAUAGCCGCCUUCUGCCUGACUGAACCAGCCAGCGGUUCUGAUGCCGCCUCUAUCAAGACUACAGCUGUUCAGUCCCCCUGCGGACAGUAUUUCACUCUCAACGGAAGCAAGAUCUGGAUCAGCAAUGGAGGGUUGGCUGAGAUCUUUACGGUGUUCGCCAAGACGCCCAUGAAGGAUCCCAAGACGGGGGAGAUGAAAGACAAGAUCACAGCUUUUGUUGUUGAGAGGAGCUUUGGAGGAGUGACUAGUGGCCCUCCAGAGAAGAAAAUGGGCAUCAAGGCAUCCAACACAGCCGAGGUCUAUUUCGAUAAUGUUCGCGUUCCAGCCGACUGUGUGCUAGGCGAGGUGGGAGGAGGUUUCAAGGUGGCCAUGAACAUCCUAAACAAUGGCCGCUUUGGCAUGGCGGCCGCCCUUUCCGGCACUAUGAAGAGCUCCAUCGCCAAAGCUGUGGACCAUGCAGCCAACAGAACCCAGUUUGGAAGCAAGAUCCACAACUAUGGAGUCAUCCAGGAGAAGAUGGCUCGCAUGACCAUGCUGCAGUACGUUACUGAGUCGAUGGCCUACAUGAUCAGUGGGAACAUGGACAGUGGAGCAACUGAAUUUCAGAUUGAAGCCGCCAUCAGCAAGAUCUUUGCUUCCGAAGCAGCAUGGAACGUGACUGACGAGUGUAUUCAGGUUAUGGGUGGCAUGGGUUUCAUGAAGGAUGCUGGAGUGGAGAGAAUCAUGAGGGAUCUGCGAAUUUUCAGGAUCUUUGAGGGCACAAAUGACAUCCUGAGGCUCUUCGUGGCUCUCAAUGGCUUCCAGAGUGCUGGAAACCAGCUGAAGGGUUUACAGAAAGCCCUGAAAAACCCUCUUGGAAACGCCGGGCUGCUUGCGGGAGAACUCACCAAGAGAGCCAAAAGAAAGGCGGGUUUGAGCACAGGUCUGACACUGCAGGGAACUGUACAUCCUGAGCUGGCACAGAGCGGUGAACUGACGGUUAAAGCCAUUGAACAGUUUGGACUGGUCAUUGAGGAGAUGUUGAUCAAGCAUGGCAAGAAGAUCAUCGAUGAACAGUUUGUCUUGAAGAGAGUCGCAGACUGCGCCAUCGACCUCUACGCCAUGGUGGUUGUCCUGUCGAGGGCUUCACGCGCUCUGACUCAGGGCCAUGCUUCAGCUCAGUAUGAGAAGAUGCUGUGUGAGACAUGGUGCAUGGAGGCUUCUGACCGCGUCAUGCGUGACAUCAAGCUGCUGCGUUCUGGUGAAUCCAGAAAACUCUUCAAGAACCUGCGGGCCAUCUCUACUGCACUGGUGGAGAACGGAGGACCAGUGUCUCCUCACCCACUGGGCUUCUAAAGGCUACAUGUCCACACACACUCUCUACAGCUCGAUAUCUGUUUUUGGAUCUUAUUUUUCUCGCACUUCCUCCACGCAGACUCUGGGCCUUGCUCCCAAACUUCGUCAACGUCAUUAUUGCCAUCCCUGCUCCGUCACACACCAGUGCCCUUAUACCUGCUUUGUACGAUUAGGUUCAUACAGGAGUUCGGUUUGCAAAAGGAAAGAUUCCUAAUUUUACACAGACAUUGUUAGUCAUUGUUCCAUCUUUAUCUCAUUUAUUUAUUGAACUCUGACUCAAAGCCUUUAACGCUUGAGCUGGAGUUCUAAAAAAUAUUUAAACUGCUCAAAAAUAUCACAAUAGAAAGUCAGUCCUCCUACCUGCAUCUAAAAUGUCCGAUGACUGACACCCCCAGUGUGUGCAUCUGAGACACCAUCUGCUUUGUAUAUCAGCCUUUAUGAUUGUUGCUAUUGAAUCUGUUGUAACAUUAAGCUACAAUGUCAUUUUUGUUAGUUUAACACGAACAAAGGGCAAACAUCAAUGCAGCUGUGAGACAGGAGGCCAGUGAACAGGAACUUUAUCUGUUGUAAGCAAGUAAAUGUAUGGGAAAAGUGAUAUUAAAGGACAGAUUUUAGCUUUUGUUUACACUUACCUACAUUGUGUUUGAAUGUAAGAGACGGGCUGGUGUUUCUGUAUUGCCAUGCCUUUCAGCCUCUUGUGCUCACAGAUACAUAAACGUCGGAAACAAAACCUUUGCCUUAGAAACUGGUUCACAGGUGCUCUUUGAAGCAACACAGAAAACCUUCUCUUCAGCUGUAUUCUUUACUUACGGCUCUCACAUUAACUUCAUAAGUGCUCAUUUCCUCAGUUCAAGGUAGCAAGCAUUGUUAACUGUAGAGAAUAUAACAGUGUGCUUACCUAGUUGUAAUAUAACUCUCAGAAAUGCUUAUUUCUUACUGCUCAGACUUCAGGCUUAUGACUGUGUAUGUACAUAUAACGGAGUGACACAAUCUACAGGUGAAUAUUCUGAAACAAAACUGCUGUUAAAUGCGAUCAUAUUGCUUCAGAGAUCAAAUAUUAUGUAAAAAGGGAUCUGAGAGACAACGCAUGACUAAUUGUAUUAAUUUAGUGGCGUCUCAGUGAUUGAGAAGAUCCACUUUAAACAUACAAUUUGGAUUAAUCAUGAUCAAUUUAUCUGCCUUAGCAAGCAUGUGUAAGUGCAAUGGAUGUCCAUAAUGUAAGUGUAGCUUAUUUGUACUGCCAUUUUUCUGUCAUUAAACAGCUUUGUUGGGCAUCUGCCUGAAAAAAGUA